Corticium candelabrum is the source of this 1602-nucleotide messenger RNA. RefSeq lists its product as uncharacterized. Bases 227 to 769 code for a protein of 180 amino acids. The transcript is spliced from 5 exons. Lineage: Eukaryota; Metazoa; Porifera; Homoscleromorpha; Homosclerophorida; Plakinidae. The record is from RefSeq and is a predicted model, not a curated record.
CCUGCAUCAGCCCGCUUACAUUAAUAUAUACUGUUUGCAUUGCUUCGAUUUCGGAACCUUCAAUACUUACAAAAAUGGAAUAUAUAUAAAUGCUUCAGCUGAUGGCCGAAUACAUGUCUAUAGUCACUCUUUUGGAUUUAGAUUUAGAGUGUCAUAUGUGACUGAAGGAGAUGUCGGGAUCUACAAGAUUCAGUCCAUCGACCAAGGAUUUACUUGGUUUACAGUCAUGGACGUUGAAGUUCCACCAAUGACAUCUAUUACAACUAUAGGCGAUGACUUAAAAUAUUCUUACAACAAACUUACCAUCUCUUGUCAAUCUAACAUUGUCAAUUCCAAACCCACUUUUGUGUGGUACGAAAAUGGUGUGGCUAUUAAUAGUACAUGGGACGGAUACAAAAUAUCCGGUGACUAUUUCAAAAGUUACUUGUCCUUACAAAACUACCCAAGCACUCAACAAGAUGACGUUUACAACUGCACGGCAAUCAAUAUUGCUGGAAAGAGCACAGCAAGCAUUGCUGUGACCGUUCAAGUGAUCGAUGGCUGGAUAGAGUCUAACAGAGGAUCUGAGUGCAGUGUAUCAUGUGGGUCAGAUUAUGGCGUCACGAUGGUUCAAAGAAUGUGUAGCACAAGUAGUGUCCGGUGUGUGGGACUAUCUGUUUAUGCACAAGCUUGUCAAGGACGUUCUGUGUGCCCGACUAACGACGCAACAUCACCAGUGCCAUCUUUGAUUUCAACUCGACAAGCAAGCAGAGCUAAAAUUAAGUGCUAAAUAUAUUAUGUUGAAUUAUAGAUAUUAACUGUAAUUUACAAACAUAAUAUAACAGCAUUAUUUAUUUAUGAAUAUUUGCUACAGACUACACGGCCACUAACUCACAAACAUCUCCUUAUGUUCAUAUUCAAGACUCAACUCAAGUCGGAAAGGAAGAGUUGUCUCGAGGCGCAGUUGCAGGAAUAUCAGUGACCGUGACCGCCAUCACGGCAGUUCCUAUUUGCUUAAUUAUUUUCUAUCUUAUUUUGAAUCGCUUGAGGAAACAGAUAUCUAGUCGUGCCGACAAAAGUGCUCCCUCAGAGAAUCCUCACGCAAAGUUUCACUUUCGCAAGCGUCCACAAGACAGUUCUAACGCAAGAGGAGACAGCAACGAACGAAGUAGGCCGACUUACUUGCCGCCACUUCCUGCUACUACGGUGGAUGACUCUGAACAAUCAGAAAUGGAACUCGAAGGAAGGUAUGAAAGUGCACCUAACGAAGAACGUCUGAACGCGAACCCUGCUUAUGGUGUUGUAAAAUCUGGAAGGAACAAUGAGCAAAAUACCUAUGAAACGACUUAUCCAAUAUAUGAAACCACGCCGUGAUGGAAGAUGCAAAUAGACCUUAUGCUGCCUUGUACAAACUUUGUUUCGUCCAUUUUUGCUGAUAGCUUGAGACGUGCUGACAAGAAUUGUGUUCUACUUAGUCUGUUCCUUUUCAUUGUGAUGCAACUUAAGACAGUAGUCUGCCCAACGUACGUUCAAUUGAUUAAUCUACAUGUGCUGACUAUUUUAAAUUUGUGUACGUUUCAAUUACGUUUAACUAUGAACAAUGAAGCAAAGACAAAUACCUUU